GAGCCGAGUGGUGCUGGCAGGAGCCUGAGCCCAACGAUAAACUCUGGCAUCAGCUUCCCUUCAUCCGGCAGUGAGCGAGGACACAGUGAGGGCGUAGGGGCAGAGGGACAGGGAUGGAGAAAGAGUGACAGAAAGAGAGGGAAGUGUGAGAGAGAGGCAGAGAGAGACAAACCAGGCCGAUAGACAAAGAGGGAGAGGCUGUCAUAAGAAUCACACAGCUCCUUUUUCACAGUAGCAGCUCAGUUGAUCUGUCUGCUGCCUCCCGAUGCAGGCGAAUGCUGAAGGGGAUGACGGGUGGUGUGUUACGGCAGCAUAGCUAUCUGAGUGAUGGUAGCCGCCGCAGCAGCAUCACAAUCCGAAGCAGGGGCUCUUCUUGCCACUCUGGCUCUUAGUCAUCUUCGGCGUCCGCUCUCCCUUCUCAGAGUGCUAUCAGGGCCAUUCAUCGUUCCCAUCUCAUGCCUCCUGCCUCCUCCUCCUCCACAGCUUCAUCCUCCACUUCUACUCCUCCUCUGAUGAGCCACAGCCUCAGAGUGAAAUAACCCUGCUAAUAGAAGCUUCUCCCUCUGUCAAGACAGUGCCAUGUGUGAUUGGCCAGCAUACCCUGUGGCAGUGGCAUCGCCCUGGAUUUGGCGAGAAGCUCUCCCCCCUGCUUGUUCUCUGGGGCUCCUUUGGGAAGCUUUCAUGGGAUUUAUCUUGUCCUGCUGGAUGGCACGGAGCUCUCUGCCUCUCUGAAAAGAGUCCACAGAGAAAACAUACAUUACACGGAUAAGAAGUAAAAUAAUUAUCCAAUCACAGCACAAGCAGGCAGACCGGGUUCCCUUAGCAACAACUGAAGGAGACGAGAGAAUCCUUUUCUCUUUCUGCUCCUUUGGUUUUUGGGCACACCCCUGUGGACAGCUGUGGGUCAGUCUUUUGAGAAAGGACUUCAAAAACAUUUUUACAUAAGACAAGCUAUCACCGAAAUUCCAGAGGAAGGUGCUCAUUUGCCUUCAAGUCAGCUUGUUACUGUGUCUCAUUGGCACAAUGAGUUUUUUGUUAUGCCUCCACAAAUUCGCAUCGCAAGUCACACUGCACUGGCUUAGAAAUCACUUCAUUUUGAUCCCACGCCACCUGGAAUGAGCCCUGCAUUUUGGGGGAGAUUUGACACUGUGUGAAAAGACCCACUUUUACAUUUCUCCCUGUCAUGGACAAGAAAUGAAGGACAACAUGAUUAGGUCAUCAACUGCAAAGAAAAUGGAUGAGAAGCAGAGUUUAUUUUGAUGUGAGUUUCUACUGAGAGUCUUUUUUUUUCCCUCAGAGGAGGUUACACCACACUUGACAGAGGAAUAAUCUCUUUUUUAAACAGGAGCUGUCCUUUCUGUCUUUUAAACAGUAGCCCUCACUAAUGGACUAUUUUUAGAAGGCAAAUCUUGGCCCGCUACCAAUAAAAUAGAACACGAUCAUUUUGAGAAUCGAGCCACUGCUGGGAGUUUUCUUUUUCUAUUUCAAAAAGGUUAUCAUGAACCCUUUUCCUGUUUUCACUUUUGUAUGUUAGCCUGCCAUUAUGCCACUGUGUUUUACAUGUAAAAAAGAGUGUUCAGGACAAAUGGAAGAAAGAAAAAGUCUUUUCCCUGUAUAGACAGGCAUUUUAAAUAGCAUCUCCUUGAGAACAAUUUCAAAUAUAUACACUGACACAUGAGAUGAGUUGGCUCAACAUGAUUAUGUAAGAGUUUCAUACCAGCUUUAGCCCAUGAAUUUUCCCUCUUCUUUUUCGAUGGAUUUACAGCAUUUGACUUUUCCCAUGCUCCUUUUCUCUUCAUUUUUGGAAGUGUCUUCAAGAAGGCAUGGAUGCCAGAGUGUGACCCUGUGCCGAGAGUGCUGGCGAGGCAAGGUGUUUUGGCUGCCGAGGUGCUUUUAAGAUGUUGAGGUCUCCCUGCGUGGCCGGGGCCCCUGUUCGGAUCAGUAGCACUGAGGCUCCUUGUAGCCAAAGACAUGGACCCCGACUCGGCUCCCCCACGCCCUCAGCCUGUUGGCCACUGGCUCCACGUCACCCUGUAAAGGAUGUCCCUCAGCAGAGCUCCGGCCCGGGACACCUCUGAGACCCCCAGCCCGAGAGAACGCAUCCGCAGCCACAUGAAGAUGGUGAUUGAUCAGCUGGAAGGAAUUCUCAAAGAGCUCAAGGAUGUGGCCAAGGAACUCCGGGAGGUGGUGGGUCAAAUCGAUAAACUAACGUCUGACUUUGACUUUGACCUGGAUCCAGAUGACUGGACCGUGGCCACAGCCAGCAGCACGUCCAGCAGUGAGCGGGGCUUGGGAGAGGCCUUCCGAUUGGACUUCCUCAAUGCAGAUGUCCUUUCUGACAGCUGGGAGUUCUGCAGUUAUCUGGAGGCUGCUGGUGCAGCCGCUCGCAGAUCUUGCGGGCAACCAGGAGAUCCACAGCAGGAGAUGGGUCGUGGGACCAACCUCACCCAAACACAAACCCCCACCCCACCCCCCACCACUGCGUCUGUCUACUCUCAGAUGAAUGGCGGGCUGCCCAUCCCCAAUGGGCCACGCAUUAUUACUCCAGAUUCAUCGAGCGAGGAGGCCAGCAGCUCCACGCACAGCCACAAGACUUCCCGUACCUCUGGCACAAGAGAAAGAGUCCGCUUCAGUGACAAAAUUCUGUACCAUGCAUUGUGCUGUGACGAUGAUGAAGAGGAGGAGCAAGAGGAGUUACAAGAGGAUAAGAGUGGCUAUGCUACACCAGAUAGCGAUACUGAGCCCAGCCUCCUGGCCAGCUCAGUUGCCCCCAAACGUUCUUCCUCUGAGCACUCACUCCUCCAUAACUGUCUGGACCCUUCUUAUGUCUCCUCACCUGUGAAGGGGACGACAGGAGCUCACACACUACCCAGGAAAGGUCUCUUAAACCCCGGCUGCCGCAAAAAACUGUUACGAAAUAGCAGCACACAAACUGUCUCUGACAAGAGCACCCAAACUGUACUGCCCUAUAUUCCAACCAAACAGAAAACAAAGGACCACUGAGAAAGCCCGAAGUUUAUCGUAAAAUCUCAUGAAGGACUGUGCAUUAUUUAAUAUUAAAUACAUAGCUCAUAGAUUAAUACACAAAUAAAUU
Molecule: messenger RNA, 3094 nt
Organism: Pundamilia nyererei
Lineage: Eukaryota; Metazoa; Chordata; Actinopteri; Cichliformes; Cichlidae
Gene: insyn1
Product: inhibitory synaptic factor 1
Exons: 3
Coding region: 2041-3003 (320 amino acids)
Biological process (GO): inhibitory postsynaptic potential
Cellular component (GO): postsynaptic density
Source: RefSeq, a predicted model, not a curated record